Molecule: messenger RNA, 2491 nt
Organism: Vespula vulgaris
Lineage: Eukaryota; Metazoa; Arthropoda; Insecta; Hymenoptera; Vespidae
Product: prolyl 3-hydroxylase 1-like
Exons: 7
Coding region: 1170-2342 (390 amino acids)
Biological process (GO): collagen fibril organization
Cellular component (GO): endoplasmic reticulum
Molecular function (GO): protein binding; collagen binding
Source: RefSeq, a predicted model, not a curated record
AAUUUACAAGUAUAAGAUAUUUAAACUUUAAAUGAUAACACAUUGCAAUUUUUAAUCAUCGUCAAUUUUAUUCCCUAAUGUAUUAUCGAAUAUGGGAAAUAUCGAAAGAAUUAUUGACUUCGUCGUGUCCGGUCAAUAUAAUUUAUAACAUACUUCAUAAGAAAUAUUACUUGUCAAAUUGAUAUAUAUGUAUGUAUAUAUAUAUAUAUAAUGUAUUUACAUACAUAUAUAUCGACAUAUAUUUAUAUGUAUACAAAGUGCAUGCAUAUGUAUACAUGUAUACAAAAUGUAUUACAAACUUAUAAUUAAUUUUAUGGAAAUAACAUGAUAAUAAUAAUUGAAUUUAACUAUAUGUGCGUAUAUAAGUACACACAUAUAUACGUAAAUUUAAUAUUAUGUAUGAGUCUCAUUUUUAUAAUUGGAGAAUAUAUUAUCAAUGACUGCACUUGUAUACUCUGUUUCACUGAUUGUAAUCAGAAGAAACAGUGCUAUCGACUAAUGAUCUUGUCUUUUGUAAUGAACUCAGAAAUAUUGUGAAAUUGCUUGAAGAAAAUUUUCUGGGACAUUCUUAUCAAUACACGAAUACAAUCAUCAUUGAGGCAGAGUGUACUUAAAGGUACACAUUCGCGCACACAUCGACUUAUAUUAAUCGGACGGUUCUAUAUAUAUAUAAUAUAUAUAUAUAAUAUAUAUAUAAUAUAUAUAUGUGUGUGUGGCCUGAUAUACAUAUAAUGAUAUAUAAUAUAACAUUUUUAACUUCAAUAUAGUAUUGAUCGUAGAAUGCUUCAAGAAUGCUUCAAUUAAUGUCGUUUAUUUAAAUCUGUAUUCCUUAAAUGAUUAGAAAUUAAGAGAAAAUUUUGUCGUAUAAUGAAUGAACGAAUUAAACGCAUAUCUUGGAAACAUUGCAGCUAUAUAGUCUUUUAAGAUAAAUAGGUCUAGAUCAUCGAAUGGUGUGUUUGUGUGUAUCAUCAUACAUCAUGUGGUAACUUUCCUAUGGCGUGCAUUUUAUAUAUAUAUAUAUACACAUACAUAUAACAUACAUAUGGCAGUAAUAGACUGCCUUUUCUGUAUCUGUAUUAUUUCUUCCGACAUCAUCAUCAUCAUCAUUGCUAUCAUCAUCGUUAAUAGAUAAUUCAAUUGAAAUAAUUAAAGCAUAACAUAUAAAUUUUAUGUUUGGCGACAUGAAAGUCCAUGUAGUUUUAUUAAUAUUAUCCUGUUUAACGUGGACAAUUGCUGAUGUAGAUUUUGAUACAGAUUUGACAUUAUCGGAGUUAUACGAGAGUGCUGUGGAAGCAUAUCUAAAUGAAGAAUGGGAUGAGUGUAUUAAAAGGUUUACCAAGGCUUUACAUGGGUAUAAAAUCUACAAACAAACAUUAAUAAAAUGUCGAAGAAAUUGUGCAAUGGAAGCAGAAGGAUGGCAACCAUUUUAUCCAGAGAAUAUAGAAGAUUUACAUUUUUAUGAAAAAAAAGUACGUGAGACUCUUUGUUUAAUGAAGUGUAAUCAAGAUUAUAAGGAUAUUGCUAAUAAAGAAAAACUUAAACGAUUACCUGUUGAUAUGGAAAGGAAGUUCAUAGAACAUCGUGUUUAUGAAUAUUUGCAUAUAUGUUAUUAUCAGAAAAAUCAUUUCCAAGAUGCAGCUAAUGCAGUCUUCACUUUUUUGGUCAUGCAUCCGCACCAUAAUAUGAGUGCUAACAAUUUGAAAUAUUAUCUCACCUUACCAGGUGUACAUGCAGAUAAUGUUUCGAACUUGGAGAUGUCACAUUUCUUAAAUGCUUAUACUACUGGUGUGUCAGAAUAUGAAAAGCAAAAUUACAAGGAGUCAGUUAAAUUGUUUGAAAAUUCUUUGAGAGAUUACUUGAACUCGGAAAACGAAUGUAGGAUCUAUUGCGAAGGACCUUUUGAUCAAGGAUGGCAUCCUGAAUUCACAUCUUUAUUAGCAAAUCACUUUGCUUACUCUCUGAAAUGUAAACGUAGCUGUUCGCGUUUACUCAAUUAUGUGAAUGGUGAAAAUCGAGAUGACCUACUCAAAAGCCACUACAAUUAUUUGCAAUUUGCUUAUUAUAAAUUAGGAAAUUUAGUAGCAGUAGCAAAAGCAGUUGAAAGCUAUUUAUUAUUUGAUCCAGUAGAUGAAACAAUGUUAAACAAUAAAAAAUAUUAUCUUGGAUUACCGAAAGUAAGAGAGGAAUAUUUUGUUCCACGAGAGGAAGCACUUGCUUAUAUGAAGAGACAAGAAUAUGAACGAAGAAUUUUGCGUUACAUUUCUGAGGAAUUUACAAUCCUAACUGCAGAACUGAAACAUGCAUUAAAUAAAACGAAUAACGAAGAAAAUGAAGUUCAUUAAAUUUUCAUCAAAAUAACUUUUUAAGAUCCUAAUUGUUACUUGUCUAUGGCCUGUAUUAUAUAUGCAUGUGUAUGUGUAUGUGUUAUACGUUAUAUAUAUAUAUAUAUAUAUAUAUAUAUAUAUAUAUAUAUAUAAUAAAAAAUUUAUAU